AUGUUCUUGUCUGCAGAUGUCCCAUUGAAACAGGAUGUCCAAGGAGGCAUUCUGCAUCCAGCCCAUCGUCAGGACUCACUCAGAAAUCAAGACAAUGUUUUAGUACCAAUUCAUCCUCCACUGAUUAUAAACCUCAGUGAUGAAGAGGAUGAUGAAGAGGAUGAUGAAGAUGAUGAUGACGAGGAUGACAACUAUGUUUCUACCUGGAUGCCUAAGACUGUUAUAGAUAUUGAAGAGGAAAGAGCAAUUAGGGAUAUAUGCUAUAAAUCUGGAGAGUAUUAUGGGAUUCAGAACCCUUAUAAACACCAAUCAACAAAAACUGUGUCUUCACCAUGGCAAGAUGAGUUAUUACCCUUGGAAACUACUGAGCAAAACUUGCAGAAAGGUGAUGGCAACACGAUUCCUAUAAGAUUUAAUAAUACAAGAAAAGAAAAGGAGAGUUCAGAAAGAAGAGUAUCAAUAGAGAGUAUUCCCAGAACAGACCUUAAAUCCUUUGACAGUGGAGGAGGUGGUGGUUCUGUGAUACAGAGGAGCACAUUUAUUGAUGGAAACAGAUUUGAGGCACUACCUAGGGAUAAAGAACCAAUUAUAUCGAAGUAUUCCAAUGUGAAAGAAACAAACUACACUGAACUGGUAAAGAACCACCACUUUAAGGAAGUAAAGGAAAAUAAAAGGAUUUCUGAGGAGCGAAGAAAUUCUACUAGUGCAGUAACUGGCAAAGGAAUUCACACUCCAGACCCCAAAGGAAAACCAGGUUAUCAACAAAGGGGUCAAAGUAAGGACGAUGAAACUGCUUCUUCCAGUCCAUAUGGGAGAGACACUGGAAGAUACAAUCAUUUAAAUUCUCCAGAACCUCGACGAUCAGCUUAUGUCGUCUACCGGACUGUCACUCAAAAACCAAAAUUCAAUGGACCUACAGCAACACCUGAGUCCUAUGGUCAGAAAGGCUCCAAACAAAAGAAUCAGCCUGACGCCAAUAGGAGAUUUUGGACACAAACAGAAAACUAUGGCAAAUAUACUUCAGGAUCUUCUAAUUCACCAGCUUGGAGGAAAAGAAAUCCACAAGCAAAACCAUUCUCUAAAUUUAAAAUAACCACUCAGCAGAGUAAAGAAGACAUGGAAGUGAAUAAAAAAGGAGAAAAAGAAACCUGUAAAGGGAAAUAAGGAAAUGAUCAACUCGGAUGUGAUAGACGAUGAAGAAAGAUGAAGAAACUGCAAAUUCCAAAAAGAAGGUGCAGGAAGGAAGCACACUAUAGUGUUUCAAAACUGGUUAAAAAUUCUUAAAAGUAUGCUCUGCAUGGUGACAUAUAAAGAUCUAUAUCCACUAUGUUUAAUCUACUAUAAAAUUUUGGCACUUGACGUUAUUUUUACAGACUACGGCUCUACACCAUAGACUGAUAGUUCAUAGAGAAAAAAAUUCUUAAACAGAUCCUUCCCCUAUUUUAUUUGAUAGAUUUUUAAGGCAUAAUUCCUAAUAUGAAUAAAUACUAUUAGUUGUACUUAGCAGUUUCAGAGGACUUUUAAUGUAAAAAGCAAUAGUGUAAUGCAUUCUAGAAUGUGGUUUCCUGGUACAAAAGCCAGAUUCCUACAUGGUUUAUCUGCUUUGCCACGUGUUUGGGGACUCACUCUGAAUUUGGUCUUGAGAUUUUGCAAUUUUAAUGGAGGAGCAGUUCAUAACUGUGUUAUGAACUAAAGAAAUUCACAAGAAAACUCAGAAUUAACUGAGAUAUGUAUUUAAAUUCAUUUCAAACUGAAAUUUGAAGAGUUGUAUAAAGACUGGUAAGAAGGAUACUUUAAUAUUCCUUUCUGGGGAAGCAAGCCUCUUAGUGAAGUGUUACAUAUACAUGACUUCGUACCUUUUUCUCAGAUGUUUUUUCAGUUUUUUGCAUUUACCUGACCUUUGGCCAUUCUUAGAACUCAAUCAAUUUUUGUAGAGAGCCCUUCAAACUUCUUUCUGUAACAGUAGGAUCCAGUUAUUGUCUUGGUGGCACAUGUAACUGUGAGAAUGAAAACAUUUUAUCACCUUGGAGCCUUUUCUUCUGUGACUGCUUAGAACAUGAGGCUGGAUCAGAUACCUUCUAGGGUACUUCUAGCUGAAAUAAUUCUACUGUUCUAUGAGAAAUAUGGUUGUAUGUUUCUCUGCCCUACUUGAUUAUCUCAAUAGUGGUGUAAUUUUUAUUUUCUUUUGAAAUUGAAUUUUUAAUCAUUUAAGUUAGAACAUGCUGUACUGAUUAUAGACAUGUAUGCAGUUAUGCAUCACUGUUCUUAACUAAGAGAGGACUAGAAAAACCUAGAGGAUUUGGUUUAGCUAAGUAAUAAUGUACAAAACAAGAAGCAUCUUUUUAAAAUCAAAUACUAGGUGUGUUGGAAAUGUUCCUUCCACCUCUGAUUAGACAUUGGUGUUUCAAAUUGUAGCACAUGAUGCUUUGAAGCAACAUUUCACAUGUUGUCUGCCUGAGGCGAUUUAUAAUCUCAAUUCAGAGAGCUCUUGUGUCAAGUUAUUUCUUAAUAUCUUGAUAAAGCCUUUUAAUUCCCUUUUUUUUUCACACAAAAGUAAUAGAAAUGUUACAUUUCCUAUUUGUCUGGUGUCUCCACAAUUAGAGUAUUAAAUUUGAUAAGACCAAAAAUAGGCACGGGCAAAUGUUAUUAUGCUGGUCUGAUUUUAGCAUUCCGUUAAAAAGGAUUUCAAUAUUCAAUUUGUGCAAGUAUUUAAUAUUGUUACUAGGUGGAUCUAUAAGUGCAGCACAGGCUGCAUGUGCUGCCUGCUGACUUGUGCCACACAGAUCCCUUACCACAGGAGAAAAUCAGCAGCUCCUGCUUGGUAGAGGUGACUACACUCCCUGCUGGGCCUCACCUUUAUUUAGCAGGGCAGCAAGUUCUCAGGUGGACAUGCUUUCUGUUUGACAGUAGAAAGGAGGAAUAGAGUUGGCCUCUUUGGGAAAAUCCUGUAAGUGACCAAAAUAGGGUAAUUUCCCAUGGGUGAAAUCUGCAAGUGUGCUGGCCUGUGGUUAGAGGCCCUGUUUGACUUGGGGCUCCCAGCAUAUGGUUAACUCCACUAUCUUCCUUUCUUUUCAGUGUGGUCUCAAAAAAUCAUGAUCUUAAGAGGUCUUUUAUAGAAUCUGAGCACCUUUCUGACUGGGAUCAUAAAGAAAAAGGCACCUCCUUAUAUAAUUUAACCCACCUCCUGACCCUGAAAAAGCAACCCAACAAACCAAAGCCAAAAGAAAAUAAUUUUCUAGCAUCUUAAGAUGCAAAUAUCCCAGCAGAUGGUUGGGCUAAGUGUCAGACUCUUCUGAAGGGAAACACAAGGAAAUGCAGGAAGAAAAGGAUGUGGCCAUGAGGGUAAUACUGGGCUGAUCCUCAAUUUUUGUGGAAUCACAGCUUCAGUACUCUUUUCACUGGAGCUUCCUGUGGAGAAAUUACAAAUACCAUUCUUUUUAGUUAUAGCUUGCUCAACCCAGGAAUUCACAGAUACCAAAAAAUAUCUCAGCAUUGCACAUUAAAUAUAUGGCUCAACAAGAUAUUUAAAGUUCCUGUGAGGUGUUAGCUGCUCUUGACAGAAAUGAGAGGAACAUUUAGGGAUCAAGUGGUUUGUGUGAUCAAACACUUAAUUAAGAUUUUCCUUUUACAGCUUCAAAGACACUAAGAUUCUCUAAAAUAAUAAAAACACUUGUUUGUUUUCCAGAUCACAGACACUUUCCCUGUUAUAUUUUUUAAUCUUGCCUGGGUUUCUCUGUCAUUAAAACCUCAGAGAGGAGCCAAAAUAAACUGAGAAUAUUCAGGAUUUCAUGCAGUGAGGACCUAAAGAUUGAUUGCAUUUCUGUACUUCCACAUAAUCACUGCAUGACAGACCCCCCCCCCCACUGAUUUACACUCACAGUGGUUGAAAAUAAGCUCUGAGAUAAUGAGCUAAAAAUCAGAGGCAGAGGGCCACUGAAGCAGAGUUGAACUUGCCCUGGUAUUAAGUAUACAUAGCCAUAAUCUGCUGCUGAAUUGGAAGGCCCAGGGGAAAUAAGUGAUUUGUUGAUUUCACCCUAGAUGUGUUAAAAUAUGCUAAUGUUUUUCCAGAUGGUACUUAUAAAAGCACAUCAGACAUCUCAUCUAGGUGAAUCAUAUUCCUUAGUAAAUAGAAUAACAGUGCUACCACCUGUAUUUUGACAAAAGUUUGAAAAGCUUCCAGUCUGAGAUCCCGCAUUCCUUAACAAACCUAUAUGCCUAAAUCAACUCCAUUGACUCCUAGCAUCUCAGCAGCACUGAUAUUUUAAAUAUUCUGUUUAUUAAUUAAGGUAGGAAAGUCCAUCUCAAGUUAGCACCUGAACAAGAAAAACAUUGUUUGUUGUAAAAUAAAAAUGAAGUAAAAUGUCCCUGGGAAUUGUAGACGUUGUUUAAAAAGAAGUAUUUUGACAUUUUCCCCCAAUAAAGAUAUUUUCUGAUGAA
This is a messenger RNA of Zonotrichia albicollis (white-throated sparrow), 4437 nucleotides long. The record is from RefSeq and is a predicted model, not a curated record. NCBI's taxonomy places the organism in Eukaryota, Metazoa, Chordata, Aves, Passeriformes, Passerellidae.